CGAAUUUGGUACACAUAUAUACCUCUCUCUUUCGCUGGUUGUACAGGGAUCUUUAUUCUCUUUGUUUGCUGAAUCGUAUGAAGCUGGACUCAAGCAGUGUUUUUCAAGAAACGUGGAAACUGGUGGAAGCAUCUUACGAGCUGUCACUACUUAUUGCAAAAACAAAGAAGCCUCACUCUGUGGGGGAGACUCUUGUAAAACCCUGCAUUUUGAGUGCUGCAAAUACUGUGCUUGGGGAAGAAAGCCAAAGAAAGUUAUCAAAGAUUUCCUUAUCAGAUAACACAGUGAAGCGUCGCAUUGACGAACUUUCAGAAGACAUAAAAGAACAAGUUUUGGACAAAAUAAAAGCAUCUCGCUUCUUUGCAAUACAGUGCGAUGAAAGUACUGAUGCUGCUCACCUCUGCCAGCUGCUUGUUUAUUCUCGAUUCGUGGAUGAAGGAACUGUGAAAGAAGAAAUUCUUUUCUCAGCAGCACUGGAGACAACAGCAAAGGCCAUCAAUGUUUUUUCAAAGGUUGAUGAGUUUUUCCAAGAGCACGGUCUUUCAUGGGAAAAAUUAGUCGGUGUUUGUACUGAUGGUGCCCCAUCAAUGAUUGGAUCUCGCUCUGGAUUUGUGAAGCUGGUGAAGAAAAAAAAUCCUGCUGUAACUGGGACUCACUGUGUUAUCCACAGACAAUCAUUAGCAAGCAAAACUCUGCCUGGUAAUCUACGCAGUUCACUGAAUUUGGAAAUAAAAGUGGUGAAUUUUGUAAAGAAUAGCUCUUUGAAUUCUAGGCUUUUCGCAGCUCUUUGCUCAGAUUUGGGCACUGAUUACAAGACUCUCCUGUUUCACACCGAAGUCCGCUGGCUUUCCAAGGGAAACAUGCUGAGUCGUCUUUACGAGCUCAAAGAUGAAGUGAAAAUUUUCUUGCAGAAGCAGAAACAAGACAAACUGUAUGAAGCAUUCAGAGAGGAAGACUUUCAGCUCUCACUAGCAUACCUUGUGGACUUUUUUGAGGCUAUCAACAACCUCAAUUUGAAGCUACAAGGAAGAAACACAAACAUCAUUGCACACUCUGAUGUGAUCAGAGCUUUCACCGAAAAAUUCAUCUUUGGAAACGAAAAGUACAAGUUGGGAACUUUUCAUCGUUCUCACAUCUGA
Scylla paramamosain (green mud crab) is the source of this 1139-nucleotide messenger RNA. Its product is annotated as protein FAM200C-like. Lineage: Eukaryota; Metazoa; Arthropoda; Malacostraca; Decapoda; Portunidae. The record is from RefSeq and is a predicted model, not a curated record.